Colletotrichum higginsianum IMI 349063 is the source of this 1542-nucleotide messenger RNA. RefSeq names its product Septin. Gene Ontology annotation, cellular component: microtubule cytoskeleton; cytosol; septin complex. Gene Ontology annotation, molecular function: GTP binding; molecular adaptor activity; GTPase activity. Lineage: Eukaryota; Fungi; Ascomycota; Sordariomycetes; Glomerellales; Glomerellaceae. The coding region runs from base 1 to 1542 and encodes 513 amino acids. The transcript is spliced from 2 exons. Gene Ontology annotation, biological process: cytoskeleton-dependent cytokinesis. The record is from RefSeq and is a predicted model, not a curated record.
AUGAGCCAGGCCCGUCGCUCUAGCUUCGGUAUGCUUCUCAGACGCUCCAAGUCCGGCGACUUGGGAAAGGGUGGUAAGAAGGCCCAAGCCCAACGCGAACAGCAGGAACGCGAGGUCGAACGCCAGCGCCAAGCUGCCGUUUCCAAGAACCCUCCCAAGCUCCCCGAGUUCUACAAGGUCAAUGACCAGCUCUCCAACUCCAUCCCCUCCGACCUUCGCGCCGAGGAAGCCUCCAUCAUGUCCGACCACACCAUAGGCACCGCCUAUUCCACUCGCCCUUCCAUGGAGCCCGGUCGCAGUGGUGUGGGCUUCGUCCCUCCCAUUCCUCCCAUCCCGGCCAACGCCUAUGAUCCCUAUGCUCGCACAGAGAGCAUGACGCACCGCGGUCGGUACAGCUACGCUAGCAGCGCCAUCAGCACGGUGAACAGCCCUAGAAGGGUUCGGAGAAGAAAGGAUCCCACUCCAUUCAACAUCCUCGUCAUUGGCACCCGUGGCGCUGGCAAGACUUCCUUUCUCGAAUUCCUCAAGACCGCCCUGGCACUCCCGCCGAAAAAGCGAUCCCGCCGAACCGAGGCAGAGGAAGACAGCAGCCCCCGGCCGCCUCCUUCUGGCAACUUCAUCCCCCACUAUCUUGAGACCGAGAUUGAUAGCGAGCGAGUCGGCCUUACAAUCUGGGAUUCGGAAGGCCUGGAGAAGAACGUUGUCGAUCUCCAGCUUAGGGAGAUGUCGGCCUUCCUGGAAAGCAAGUUUGAGGAGACUUUCACCGAGGAGAUGAAGGUGAUCCGAUCGCCUGGUGUACAGGAUACCCACAUCCACGCCGUCUUCAUGGUUCUCGACCCCGCCCGCCUCGACCGCAACCUCGCGUCGGUGAGAAGCGGUGUGUCGAAUGGUCACAACGGCAAGUACGCGCCUCCCGCUCGCAUCCAGGGUGGUUUAGACGAGGAUCUGGACCUCCAAGUCCUCCGUACUCUGCAGGGCAAGACGACGGUCAUUCCUGUCAUCUCCAAAUCCGAUACAAUUACGACCAAGCACAUGAACGUCCUCAAGAAGACUGUUUGGGAAACCAUCAAGAAAUCGGGCCUGGACCCUCUCGAGGCUCUGGGCGUCGACGAGGAUGAUGACUCCACCAAAAUCGAGGAGGAAGAUGAGAUCGCAUCGGAAAAUGAACAGGCCGUGUCUCACGAUGAGGAUGACUUCCCUUUUCAAGACCGUGAGCGUGCACCCUCUUCGCCAGGCUCAAAACGACUUUCCAGCUCGUCCAUCCGUCAACACAAGGCGAAUCAAGGGGCAAAGGCCGAGGAGAUACCGUUCCUUCCUCUCUCCGUCAUCAGCCCGGAUCUGUACGAACCCGAGGUCUUGGGACGGCAAUUUCCCUGGGGCUUUGCCGACCCCUACAACAAGGAGCACUGCGACUUCACCAGACUCAAGGACGCCGUCUUCAGCGAGUGGAGAGCUGAACUCCGUGAGGCCAGCAGGGAGCAGUGGUACGAGGGUUGGCGCACGUCGCGACUUAAGAACAACCCGAAUGCCCGUCGACGAUAG